GUGAAAUUCGCCACAAUAAGAUAAAAUUGUCAAGUCCCCAAGCAAAAUCCUCACCUAAUAAAUUUUCUGUGACAGUUUCACUGAUUGAAUAAUUCCGUGAAAUUGAAUAAACAAUAGACAACAUGGCUAAGAGCAGGGGAAAGAAAAGCAAGCGUACGAAGAGCCAAAAGAAAAAUGGUAAAAUUAAGCCCAUGAAAUUGGCUACUCUGGUUGUCUCAGCAAUUCAAGAUCUCCGGGAAACAAAGGGUACGACGCCAAACAAAAUUACCGGAUUCAUAAGCUACGCUUCGAAUUUACCCGAGACUCGAGUGAAGCGUCAGGUUAAAACGGCGCUGAAACGUGGGGUGGAGUACGGAAUAUUGCGACGGUACCGCGGCCACUAUUUUCUACCAACUGGAGAUGAGAUGGACCGUGCAAACCGAAUGGCUUUGCGAUUCGCCAGGUUACCAACCCCAAUGCCCUCGUAUUCCGGAUCAAACGAUCCCCCAAAAACUGAAAAAUCACGGAGGAAUGGCCAAUCAUUUGUCCCAACCCCCGUUCCAAGUUUCUCCAAUAUCCGCUGGCAUCGAGACGGGGUAUUAUCUUCAGAAAGUGACAUCGAUUGAUUUUAUUUCGACUGAUAUAUAAUUUUCCAUAAAAUUUUUUAAUCAUUUCAA
This is a messenger RNA of Fopius arisanus, 656 nucleotides long. RefSeq lists its product as uncharacterized. NCBI's taxonomy places the organism in Eukaryota, Metazoa, Arthropoda, Insecta, Hymenoptera, Braconidae. Gene Ontology annotation, molecular function: DNA binding. The record is from RefSeq and is a predicted model, not a curated record. The transcript is spliced from 2 exons. Gene Ontology annotation, cellular component: nucleosome. The coding region runs from base 123 to 605 and encodes 160 amino acids. Gene Ontology annotation, biological process: nucleosome assembly.